CCCUUCCUCUGUGGCAGCCACAGAGGCUCAGACAGGACACAUGGCAGGUCCCCGGCUCCAGCCUCUGCUGCUCCUACUGCUGUCCUUAGCCCUCAGAUCUGCUGGACAAGAAGCCCAGGAUACCGGCGAGAGGAUCAUUAAUGGAAAUGUAUGUCCAAGAGGCUCCCAUCCCUGGCAGGUGGCCCUGUAUUACAACAAUAAGUUCAAAUGUGCAGGCGUGCUGGUCAACCAACAGUGGGUGCUCACCGUCGCCCACUGCCACCAGAGUGAGUACAUUGUGCAAAUGGGUAGUGAUCUUCUGGUUGAUGUGCGUGCCCAGAGGAUCAGGGCCACAGAGUCCUUCAUCCACCCCCGGUAUAACAACCGCACCAAUAAUCAUGACAUCAUGCUGGUGAAGCUGCACAGCCCAGCCACGCUCUCGCCCAUUGUGAACACAAUCAACCUACCGUCCAGCUGCAAAGGCAAUGCGACAAGCUGUACUGUGUCUGGUUGGGACGUAACCACCAUGCAUGGAGCAACGAAGCCAUCAAGGCUCAUGUGCUCCAAUGUCAACAUCAUCUCCUACCAGGAAUGCAAGCAGUCUUACCGGAACCUGUUGAAAAAAUACAUGCUCUGUGCGGCUACCCCCAACGGGUUCUCAAACAGCUGCAAAUUCCUGGUCACACCCUUCGUAGAUGCCACCAGAGAGCUGGCAGGUGCUGGGGCCAAGCCCCUGACCUGGCCUCAGGAAUGA
Myotis lucifugus (little brown bat) is the source of this 733-nucleotide messenger RNA. Its product is annotated as kallikrein-7-like. Gene Ontology annotation, biological process: proteolysis; positive regulation of antibacterial peptide production. The record is from RefSeq and is a predicted model, not a curated record. NCBI's taxonomy places the organism in Eukaryota, Metazoa, Chordata, Mammalia, Chiroptera, Vespertilionidae. Gene Ontology annotation, molecular function: serine-type endopeptidase activity. The transcript is spliced from 5 exons. The coding region runs from base 41 to 733 and encodes 230 amino acids.